Ceutorhynchus assimilis (cabbage seed weevil) is the source of this 883-nucleotide messenger RNA. Lineage: Eukaryota; Metazoa; Arthropoda; Insecta; Coleoptera; Curculionidae. The record is from the annotation of a GenBank genome assembly.
GUUAAUUGACUUUGGCACUUGCCAGCCAACGAAUAUAAAUAAAAAAUAAAAAAAUACAAAUGGGUGUUUUAUAAACAAUAAAGUUCAUAAAAAUUGAGAAAAAACGGUGCUAAAAUCAGUAAAAAAUUAGUAAAUAAUGGGAUGUUGCUGGAGUUUGCUAUGCAAAGAUGACAACUCUUCACAGAACGGUGAACCCAAUGAAAGGACACACUUACUAGUCGACCCCAUAUCGAAUAACAUCCAUAUACAGAGGGUUAGCAGUGAGAAUCUUCUAAGUAGAAAUUCAAAUGACGCCCCCAAAAAGACUGACGAACAAUCAGCACUUACUAGGAUACUACAAGAGACAGCUACAAAUGUCAUUGACGUGGCCGCCAUCGAUUCGCACAAUCUCCAACAGCAAGAGUACAUAGAACGAGUAAAAAUGUACAACAUCAAAAUAAAUCAGGUAUUGGCUGGCAACAAAGGCGCUCUAGCCAAUAGUUUGAAAAGUUGCUUGCUCGAGGAUGUUCCGCAACCCGAAAAAAUACUCUCUGGCGAUUUGCUGAAUCGCGAAGAUCGUCAUUUGAUGACGUCAUCACUAUUGGCAGCUGUCAGCGCGAUAAAUGACAUUCGGGUCGACCACAAGGAGGAUUUGGUCGUGCCCUUUGGACUUGGACUAAACUCCUAAAAAUAAUUGUCUUUUGGACAAAUGAUGAGGAUAAUUUAAAUUGAAAAUUGAAACUUUGUAAAUAAUCACUACUGAAAUAGCUUUAAGAUGUAAAAGAAAAAUCAAUAAUUUUGUAUUUCAUGAAUUUAUGUAAAAUCAUUAUAUUUUUUUUUUUUUUUUUAUUUUAUCUAUGCUUGUUUAUUAUUAAUGUAAAAUAAAUUUGUUUCAUUUUUUUAA